Messenger RNA from Cryptococcus wingfieldii CBS 7118, 1902 nucleotides. RefSeq names its product glycosyltransferase. Gene Ontology annotation, biological process: protein N-linked glycosylation. Gene Ontology annotation, molecular function: alpha-1,6-mannosyltransferase activity. Bases 1 to 1902 code for a protein of 633 amino acids. The record is from RefSeq and is a predicted model, not a curated record. Lineage: Eukaryota; Fungi; Basidiomycota; Tremellomycetes; Tremellales; Cryptococcaceae. The transcript has 7 exons. Gene Ontology annotation, cellular component: mannan polymerase complex.
AUGCUCGCCCUACUGUCAUGGCGGUACGGCCGCUUCCUGCCCCUCGCCGUCCUCAUCUUUCUCGGCAGCAUAUUCGUCCUCAUCGACAGCUCGGCCUCCUCAGAAUCCACCCUGCCCAGAGCAUCAAUAUACGACUAUACAUCCCCUGCCACCCACUGCUUCUGGCCCGCCGACAACUCCAGUAGAGCAGGUGCUGCGAGUGCGCAGCUGAAAGGGGCAGCAGGGAAAGGAACUGUCGGAAAAGUGAAGCAGUGGAUGGGCUGGCAAGACGGAGACGAGGUGGACGAGGACGUGGCAGAAAUGGAGGAUACGCCAGAGGGACAUGGGUUUGCCUGGGACGGCCAAUUACCGGAUGUCGUGCCCGUCAGCGGCAUCGAACGGUACAUGAUUGCCCAUAUCGAGGAGCUUCAAAGUGGCUACGAUGCGGAGCACGACUUUAAAGAAUACGGGCUGAAGCCUGGGAAUAUCUCUCUAUCAGCGUAUACUUCCGAGCUCUUGCAGACAUACAGAGAAUUCCUGGUUCCUCCUGGUACACCGCCCCCAGUCCCGCCCCCGGCCUUCCUCCCUGCGGCGCUUUCCCGUUUGUCCCUCAGACCUCCUAUUGCGCCUCUGCCUCCCAGGCCAAACCAUGUCAUGACCACUGAAAAGUCGGUCGACGAUCUUCCUUGGCAGUUCAAGAGGUGGAAGGAGAUCAUGCCAGAUUGGGAGAUCAAGUAUUUCGAUGACAAGGCUCUGAAAGAUUGGGUCAAUGGGAUGUUUGGUAAUACCAAGGCUUCAAAGAUCUGGGAGACCCUUCCAAGGCAGGUCCUCAAAACAGACGUUUUCAGAUACAUGGCCAUGUUGGUUGAAGGAGGCAUCUAUACCGACAGUGACAGUAUGUCCAUCUUACUGAUGUCUACUUCCCAAAUACUGACUUCCUUGCUAGCUGCUCCCAUCAUUCAUGCCGACCAAUGGGGCCACCCAUACAACCACAAGACGUCCCCGCUCCUCACCCACCUCGCCCGUAUACUAUCCAUCUCCACCUCCCCCCACCUGCCCUCGUCUCACCCUCUUUCGUCUUUCUCUCCCGAGCACGCUAGUGACAAUGUCGAUGAAGAGCUCGGCGCAAACCUGCCCAGUGGCAAGUCGGCCAUCUACGACGGUCCUCUUGUGGAUGAUGGCGCCGAGCUCGGUCCUCCUUCUUUGGUCGUCAGUGUUGAAUCAGACGCCGUUGAAUUUGGAUGGAAGAACUGGCGAGAGGUCGGUUUGAGCCGAGCUGUGCAGAUCACUCAGUGGACAUUCAUGGCGCGCCCGGGACAUCCCGUCUUUCUCGAUGCCUUGGGUCGAACCCUACGCAAGUCUGAGGAGAUGGCUGCCAAGGUGGCGGAAGCAAAGAAGACGGGUGAAGAGUUUAUCCCAGAGACAGCUCUGGAGUGGACAGGACCAGGAGUUUUCUCUGACUGUGUAUACCGCUACUUGAUAUCCAGAUACGGCUUCAAACCGGACGAUCUCAUCCACACAAAAGAUCCCAUACGCGUUGGAGAUGUCUUGAUCCUACCGGCUGGGUCAUAUUCCAGUGUCAGUCCUUUCGGCGACGAGAAGCAGAGGAAUUGGGCUGCAAGCUGGCACGGCUUUUUCGGUCGAUGGCGAGGAGCUGAUCCAGCGGUUCAAGAGUUUGAAAGACUCAAAAAGCUAAAGAAGGAGGCCGAAGAAGCGGAGAAGAAGGCCAAGGAAGAAGUAGCAGAAGCGGAGAAGAAGGCGCAAGAAGCGACGGAUAGGGCGAAGGCUGUCGAGGCCGAAGAACAGACCGUCAAGGAAGUUGCGAGCGAGGGCGACGGGCAAGAAGAUCAGGAGAGUUCGGAGAUGAAGAAGGAAGAGGAGAUGUUGGCGAAAGAAACCUCGAGAAGCGUCCGGGACGAUUAA